CUCAGGCUCAGGCCUCCUUCAAGCAAUGGCAACUCAGAGUGGGGCAGCACUCCUCCUCGCCGGCCUCCUUGCUCUUGCAACCAUCGCCAGCAGCAAUACUGAAGGCGACAUCCUUUACAUGCAAAGGCAGGCGUGGAGGGACCCCAACAAUGUGCUGCGGAGCUGGGAUCCGACCCUUUUCAACCCCUGCACUUGGCUCCAUGUCACCUGCAACAGCGACAACUCCGUCACCCGAGUGGAUUUGGUGGAUGCAGGCAUCUCAGGCACCCUGAUCCCUGAGUUGGGAGGACUGAAGAACCUUCAGUACCUGGAGCUUUUUACGAACAACAUUAGUGGAUCCAUACCAACAACCCUCGGCAACCUGACAAGCCUGGUCACCCUUGAUCUCUACGACAACCUUCUCACAGGCGCGAUACCAGCCUCGCUUGCCAACAUCAGGACGCUGCGUUUUCUGAGGCUGUAUCGGAAUAAACUGUCAGGAGGUAUACCCGCACGGCUGGGCCGUCUAAUGAAGCUUGUCAAGUUGAAUCUUGAGGAUAAUAUGCUGACUGGCACGGUGCCGCUGGAGGUCCUCUCUCUUCUUCUCGUAGGGGACUUGGCUGAACUAAAUGUUGCGAACAACAAUCUUGCCGGCACUGGCCAAUCAUCUGAACCAAGAAUGGCUGUGGUCAUCCAGGACGCGCUCAAGACUACAGGCUGAGCACUACUGGUAACCUGAACUGUAAGAAUAAACAGAAUGAUUUUUCCUAAGGCUGCUGGCAGUAACUGUAGGUCUCUAGCUGCAUCAUGAGCUUUUGCAGACCUUCGUUCAUUUAAGAGUCCGGGGAAAGUUGUGGUUGAAUGUAUUGUAAUCAGUAGCGACUUCGAAAUAAUGAAUCCUUUUGUGCACCUUGAAGUUGAGAUGUGUGUGAGUGUGUCUCAUUUUUUUUCUGAUAAAAGGCAUUUUUAUUAACUUAAAAUGUAGCAUCAAGCGGAUACAAAACAUGAUGAGCAAUACCCGGCCUCUGCAUAACUAAGAAGCACACGGCCAAAAACUAAAAACUAACAGACGAUAAAAAAGUUGACAUAUUGGCAACAGUAGAGUCAUAUAGGACCGACACUAUGCUACGUCAAAUGAGGUGGUGGAUCGAUCCGGAGAUUAUUUUCCACACAUGUUGGAUAAAAACCUCCCUGGUCACCCGCUCCAACCACAUACAUACCACCUUGAACAGUGAUUGGUACUACGUUUGGUGUAGCGUAGACCACAUAUGAAUCCAGUACGUACAACGAAAAAUAACCUAUAAAGGAAAGGAAUAUUUGCCCUCAAAAAUCAAAUCAUUUCUACAUAACCAAAGCGCACAUAAUAAGGCAUACGCUCACACCCUUAUUAGCGUUCUGAACCUAUUUGCAAUUCCGUCCAAGCAAUGACCAAAAAUAUUGCCAACACUCGUGGGCAAAAUCAAAUUGGACGCUACUUGAAUGACUAAUCAUGUAUGCAAAAAUUUACAUUGAAAAAAGAGGUGUUUGAUUGUCUCAUCAUAAGUAAAAAAACUACACUUCUUACUUCCAUACCAAUUGUGACGGUUGAUGUUGUCUUUGUUUAGCAUAACUCCUCUGACGUGAGUGUGUCUCAUGGUAUCCAGCUGGGAAACAAGCCUUUGAUCGGGACAAGAAUCACCCAAAAAAUGGGAAAGGUUGUAGCCAGUGCAAGCUCUUCUCAGCUGGAUCAAGUAAAAUGAGAGGAAUAGGGCGGGCACACAUGGCAGUUUACAGUCUUUCUUUUGAGGUUGCUUUCGCUGGUGGCUCAUUAAAUUAGUACUCCCUAUUACUCACUAAGACGUUUUUUGACAAAUGUUAUGAUACAGAGAUAGUAUCACUUACAACAAAGAGAAAAGAAAACAUCACCGCAAAUCCCGAGUCUCACUAAGGUAUGCAAAAUUACAACCCUGGGUCACAUGUGGCUCGAACACCCCAUUCUGGCCUCCCUUGUUGUAUGUGUUUGGUGAAAUUGGUUGUGUGCAUCCUAAACUAUGCAGAGGCUGGGAGCGUGCUACUUGUUUUUUUAUCUCUUUAUUAUUUAUUUCGAGUUAACGAAACCAUCAUUUAUCAGAAAAAAUCAACAUUGAUGGAUUUUAUUUGAAGACGUUUACAACAAUUAGGUAUCAAGACAUGACUCGCGCAUGUAACGAUGACCAUCAAUAUUUCACACCUGGUGUGUCCACAAACCGAGCACACAUUUUGUUGAUUAGUUAUGUCCGUAAUGCACAAGAAUAAAAAGAUCAACCGCUAGAAAAAAAAACAAAAAACACAAUCAAUGUAAAUUAUCAAGGGUGAGAGCUAAAUCUAGGACAAACCACUUGUUGAUCUCUCACGCACUUUUCAUUUUUCUAUUAUUUACACAACCCCACUCCAGAAAUUUCUAUUAGGAUAUUUGUUAGACUUGUACAGUGUAAGAAAAAUUAUCUCGAUGAUCAAAAGGAGAGAGAGGGAGCAAAAAUAGAGAAAAACACACUGUAUAUCUAAAUAAUGACACAAAAUAUACCAUAGAUAAUUUUGAUUUUAUUGUCAUUUUCUUCUUGCUUUGAUAUAUUUCAACAAAUUUUAAUUCAUUAAACGUGGUUCAAUAUUUUAACGAUGAAUAGAGUUUAACCGCACUGGGUUUGUAUUUGUAACGAUAGGAUAUCUGAAAUCUAUAA
This is a messenger RNA of Aegilops tauschii subsp. strangulata, 2675 nucleotides long. RefSeq names its product disease resistance protein BAK6. Gene Ontology annotation, molecular function: protein binding. Lineage: Eukaryota; Viridiplantae; Streptophyta; Magnoliopsida; Poales; Poaceae. The record is from RefSeq and is a predicted model, not a curated record.